Molecule: messenger RNA, 120 nt
Organism: Ambispora leptoticha
Lineage: Eukaryota; Fungi; Glomeromycota; Glomeromycetes; Archaeosporales; Ambisporaceae
Source: the annotation of a GenBank genome assembly
AUGGGUGAUGACGAUGCUAGAUGUGAACGGCGUGGUGAUAAUAUGGAGCCGACCAACGGCGAUAAUGAUAGUAUUGAGCCGACUAAUGGUAGUGAGAGUAUGGUGGUGGUUGGGGAAUGA